Messenger RNA from Ctenopharyngodon idella (grass carp), 767 nucleotides. RefSeq names its product atonal bHLH transcription factor 1c (gene atoh1c). The record is from RefSeq and is a predicted model, not a curated record. Gene Ontology annotation, molecular function: protein dimerization activity. NCBI's taxonomy places the organism in Eukaryota, Metazoa, Chordata, Actinopteri, Cypriniformes, Xenocyprididae.
UGUGGUCAUUAUCAAAGAGACUCAUUUCUAUUCAUUUCUCAGCGCACACGACCCUCGCACACCCACCCCUCAUUACGUGUGUCCUUUCCUCAAUAAAUACAGCUCUUCUGUGCUCUGAAGUGUCAGUUCAUCCUCAAGUGUUCAGCAUGCCCCGUCCAGACGGCUCUUACGCGCAGUUAAUCUGGAAAGAGGCAGAGAGAGCCCGCUCGGACACACAUCCCGGAGCGGCAGAGGGCUGGAGGGAGGAGAGGGCGCAGGGCAGGGUCAGCUGUGACCCGUGCGCUCUCGUCGAGCUCCGGCUCUCCGGACUCGCAUAUCCCGACGAAGACCAGAGCGCAAUCGCCCGAGCCCGGAGACGUCGCAGGCUGGCUGCUAACGCCCGUGAGAGGAGGAGGAUGCUGGGUUUGAACGUGGCCUUUGACCGCCUGAGGAGCGUCAUUCCUAACGUGGAGAGCGACAGGAAGCUGUCCAAGUCUGAGACACUUCAGAUGGCGCAGAUCUACAUCAGUACACUGAGCGAGCUGCUGGAGGAAAGAGACUGCGACCCGGAAUUCAGUUACCCGACAUUAGCGAUGGGCAUGCAGGAUCAGGUCAUUGUGAAGGGUUCGAUGGAGACUGAAGAGACCAAACCAGAGCAGAAAAACGUUCCCGCAUGUAGGAUAAGAUCAUAUGCUGGGAAUAUCAGGCAUCCCACUUGCUGUGACCCCAAAACACCAGAACUCUUAGUGGACUCCCACUAUCUGGAAAGGAGCAAUGGAGCAAAAUAG